Aspergillus tubingensis is the source of this 1359-nucleotide messenger RNA. RefSeq names its product cytochrome and DOMON domain-containing protein. Bases 1 to 1359 code for a protein of 452 amino acids. The transcript has 3 exons. The record is from RefSeq and is a predicted model, not a curated record. Lineage: Eukaryota; Fungi; Ascomycota; Eurotiomycetes; Eurotiales; Aspergillaceae.
AUGAAGUGGCUCAACCUCCUCCCCAUAGCCUUAGGGCUAGCCCACGCAAGCAUCAUCUCCUUCUCCCCCCCAACCAACCCAGACAUCAUCUACAGCCUCACCAUCCCGAACACCACGACCCUCUCAACCCCGGGCCCAAUCUACAUCCAAAUCACGGCCCCAACCUCCAUCCAAUGGGUCGGCCUAGGCCAAGGCGCCCAAAUGACCGGCGCGAACAUGUUCCUCCUAUACACCUCCUCGUCCACCAAAAUCACACUCUCCCCGCGCUCCGGCCUCGGCCACUUCGAACCCCAAUACACAAGCAACACCCAAAUCACCAUGCUCCCAGGCACCGGCAUCUCCACCAUCAACUCCACCACCGCCGCCCUCACCAACAGCAGCUCCCCCUCCUCCGAUAACACCAGAACAACCAUGACAGCCAACUUCCGCUGCGACAACUGUCUCACCUGGCAAGACGGCACCGGCACCAUGAACCCCAAGGACUCCAACUUCCCCUUCAUCUGGGCCUAUCGCGCCGGAGUACCCAUCAACUCCGCCUCCAUGGACGCCGACAUUUCCAUCCAUGACGACAUGGGUGGUAUCCAAGUCGAUCUCACUCGGGCCGGUAUGCCCCCUCAACCCAACGACACAACAUCCCCGGAUAGUAGUAGUAGCAGCAGCAACACCACAAACCCCUUCGCCAACUACAACCCCCUCACGGACUCCAUCCCCGCCCAAUCCCCCACCAACCCAUCCACAACCUCCUCCCCGCUCCCAAACCUCACCAAAAUGACCCAUAUCCUCAUCUCCCACGCAACCCUCAUGGCUCUCUCCUUCGUGCUCUUCUACCCGCUCUCCGCCCUGCUCAUGCCCCUGCCCAUCUCCCUCCCCAUCUCAAAAUUCAGACUGCAUAUGCCCCUCCAGAUCUUCACUAUGCUCAUGACUCUCGCGGGCUUCGGGUGCGGCAUCUACCUUGCCUAUGAGACGGGGCAGUUGCGCACGGCGCACCCGAUCCUCGGGAUUAUUGUGGUAGGCGUGCUGGUGCUGUUUCAGCCGGCUAUGGGCUGGUUGCAGCAUUUUGGGUGGCUUGGGAGGGGGGUUAUUGUGGUGGGUGUGGUUAAUGGGGGUAUUGGGAUUCAUGUUGCUAGGGGUAUGGGGAUGGCGCCGGUGGGGGCUGUGGUUGGGUAUGCGGUUGUUGCCGGGGUGGUUGGGGGGAUUUAUUUGGGGGGGUUGUUGGUGGCGUGGAUGGUCGAGAGGAAGAGGAGGGGGGUGGAGGGGGAGAGGGAUGGCGGGAGGGUGGAAAAUGUGGAGGGGAGGGAAGGUGGGGAUGGUGAUGCUGAUGGAGAGAAGGGGGGAAGUGUGGAGGAGAGAGUUGGGUAG